This is a messenger RNA of Arabidopsis thaliana (thale cress), 1508 nucleotides long. Its product is annotated as F-box family protein. Gene Ontology annotation, biological process: protein ubiquitination. The coding region runs from base 101 to 988 and encodes 295 amino acids. Lineage: Eukaryota; Viridiplantae; Streptophyta; Magnoliopsida; Brassicales; Brassicaceae. The record is from RefSeq and is marked reviewed. The transcript has 4 exons.
GGUUUCGGGAUCAAAUGUUUCGAUUUUCAGGUCGGACCGGAGUGGAUUAAACUGGAUUUAAAACCAGGAUUUUGCCUUUGGCGUAACCUUUCGAAGAGGAAUGUCUGCAAACGAGAUACCCGACGAGCUAUGGAGAAAGAUCCUAGAGAUUGGCGUAAAGUCUUCGACUUUCUCGUACAAAGAUCUUUGCUGCAUCUCUAUCUCCUCUCGCCGUCUCUUCCGAUUGUCCUGCGAUGAUUCCCUCUGGGAUCUUCUGCUCGUCCAUGAUUUCCCUAACCACAUCGUCUCUGCUUCUUCUUCUUCUGAAUCUCCCACCAAGUUUAUCUACAUGACUAGGUUUGAGAGGGAGAAGGAGAGGAAAUUAGCUGCCCAUAGAAGAGCUUUACUCAGGAAGGAGAGUGAAAUUUCUGAAUGGGGCCGGAGGAUUCGUGAAUUGGAGGCACGAUUGUCCGACGAGGCUGAGAGACUACAGUCUUCUUCUCUGCAAUUUUCAGAUUUGCUGAAAGUGAGGCAAGCAUCAGUAGCUUUGAACGUUUGGCAGCCGGAGGUAGUACGUGGUAGACAAAAGCAAAUGGUUGAGCAAAACGCUGUUCCUGUUGAGGGUCGAUUGCGUGCACUUGAGAUGGAGAUGAAGUUAUGCAAGCAGCAAAUCAUGGGUUUGAAUAGGGCACUUAGGGAGGUAAAACACCGAUAUGACAUAGCAAUAAAAGAGCUAGAAUCCAUGAAGUAUCAUCCUUUACGAGAUUACAAGUCGAUACGUAAUGGAGACCAAGGAAGUAAUGGCAAGACGAAAAAGUUGAAAACUAGCAUCAACUAUAGUGGAGACCAAGUAAGUAAUGGCAAGAGGAGGAAGUUGAAAACAAGCAUUGAUUGUAAGUUUAUGAACAUUUCUCACUUUUCUUCAUGUAGUAGUGUUACCGAAAAAUUCUAUUCUUACUCUCCAAAAAUUAUACAUGAGUAUAUUCCUGAAAAUCUGCUUGUUCUUUGAAGUGUGAGACAAUGCAAUGUAGAAGAGUUUUAUGCCGAUAUGGACUUGUCCGAAACUAUGACGUGGGAUGUUUAAUGUUUGAAGUUAUAGAUUUACAUUGUUGAUCUUUGUUAUCUUAGUUGUGUUAUCGAUUGUGGGUUUUUAAUAUACUUAUGAACACUUGUUAUCUUGAUUCCGCAAAAGCAGUUCCAGCAAAACCCAGAAACACGGAGAAGCUGUUCCAGUCAGAAUCAGAAUGAUGGUUGGCUGUUCCAGUCAGAAUCAGAAUGAUGGUUGGCUGCUCCAUUCCACAGAGAGAUUGAAUACUUGAGAGUUGUUGUUGUUGUAUUGUUUGUAAUAUUUCCAAUUAGAUUUGCAGAAGAAAGCUGAAAUUUUGUCACAUAAUGUGGUCGAUAUAGAAUUCUGUAAGUUUGGAAUAUCAUGAAUAAAGAUGUAUUUGUUUAAAAGGUAUAAAACUCCUUGGUUCUUUGGCAUGUCUGGGUCAAAUCAAGACUCUGUUCUGCUUUACUGUUCCCAUUGG